AUGUCCUCCCCCAAUCAAGACCGCCAAACCGCGCGCAAGACCCUCUUCGAGGAGGGUCUGGAGAUCCGCCGCGAGGUCACCGGCGCCGAGCACGUGAACCGCUCGUGGGCCAACGUCUCCGACUUCUCGCGCCCCAUGCAGGAGCUGGCCACCGAGGCCGGCUGGGGCCUCAUCUGGGGCCGCCCGGGCCUGGACCGCCGCACCCGCUCGCUCAUCAACCUUGCCAUGCUGCUGGCCAUGGGCAAGAGCACCGAGCUGGGCGUCCACGUCCGCGGCGCCCUCAACAACGGCUGCACCGUGACCGAGAUCCAGGAGACCCUGUUGCAGGCCAGCAUCUACGCCGGUUUGCCAGCCGGGCUGGAAGGCUUCCGGGUCGCGCAGCGGAUAUUGGACGAGGAGAAGGAGAAGGAGGCGGAAAAGGGGACCAAGAAAUGA
This is a messenger RNA of Neoarthrinium moseri, 435 nucleotides long. RefSeq lists its product as uncharacterized. NCBI's taxonomy places the organism in Eukaryota, Fungi, Ascomycota, Sordariomycetes, Amphisphaeriales, Apiosporaceae. Bases 1 to 435 code for a protein of 144 amino acids. Gene Ontology annotation, molecular function: peroxiredoxin activity. The transcript has a single exon. The record is from RefSeq and is a predicted model, not a curated record.